Cryptomeria japonica (Japanese cedar) is the source of this 2799-nucleotide messenger RNA. RefSeq lists its product as uncharacterized. Bases 1 to 2799 code for a protein of 932 amino acids. The transcript has 8 exons. Lineage: Eukaryota; Viridiplantae; Streptophyta; Pinopsida; Cupressales; Cupressaceae. The record is from RefSeq and is a predicted model, not a curated record.
AUGACUGAACAUAGGUGCUUGUGGGAAUCAUCUAAGGCAGAGUUGGAAGGCACAGUUGCAGGGCUGGAAAAUGAGCUCAAUGAAACAAGACUGAAACAUGAUGAAUAUUGCAUUCAUCUAAGACAUGAAAAAGAACACUUGGAAGAAAAGUUGAAAGGGUACGAUUAUAAGAAUAAUGAAUCUGAAAAUUCCUCUUUUUGGAUUACUUGUAAGGCCGAUUUAGAAGAAACAAUUGCAGAGCUGCAAAAUGAGCUUAAUGAAUCAAGAAUUUUGUGCCAGAAGAACCAAGUAUCUUGCAAUGUAAUAAGUAAAGAAAAUAUCGAAUUGGAAAAUAAGCUGAAAGAAUCAGUUAAUGAGGCUAAAGAGUUGAAGGAAAAAAUGGCUGAAGAUGGGUACUUGUGGGAGAUUUGUCAGGGAGAAUUAGAAAACAAAGUUGCAAUAUCAGAGAAUGACGUUAAGGAGGCAAUAAUGUUGAGCCAGAAACAUGAAAAAUUGUGGUCUCAAUCAAAACAAGAAAAAAAUGAGUUUGAAAAUAGGGUGAAGCAAUGCAACCAUAUGAUUGAGGAAUUAGAAGGAAAGAUGAAUGAAGAUAGAUCCUUAUGGGAUGCUUGUAAGACAGAUAUGCAAGGUGAAAUUGUAAAGCUACAAGAUAGGCUUGAUUUUGCAGUUAAUGAAAGUAACGUUUUGGAGCAGAGAUAUGAGGAAUUGGAAUACAAGUUGAAAGGGUUUCAUUAUAAGAGCAAAGAAUUGCAAAAUGAGCUUAUUAAGAAAAAACUUUUGUGCCAGAAUCAUGAAAAAAAGUGCACUGUAGUGAGAAAAGAAAAGAGAAGCUUGCAGAAAAAACUGAAAGAAUGCGAUGAAAGGAUCAGAGAAUUAAAUGUAAAAUUUGGCUUGUCGGAUAAUUGUAAGGAAAAUUUGAAAUGCAAAGUUAGAGGUCUGCUUGAUGAAAAUAGGAUAAUGAGUCAGGAACAUGAUGAAUUGUGCAACCAUUUAACAGAUGAAAAAUAUAUGCUGGAACAUAAGUUGAAUGAAUGCAAUGACAGGAAGAACAAAUUGCAUGCAAAGAUGAAUGAAUGCAAUGAUAAUAAAUCUUCCAAGGCAGAUUUUAACAUCUCUGUUAAAAUCUCUGUUACAAGGAGGAAUGGUCAAAAAACACCAACAAAAGUAAAUGCAAGUGAUGAUAGAGGUGAUGAGAUGAGUGAGAGUCAUGAAAAAUUAUGUACUCAAUUGACACAAGAAAAGAAUGAGCUAGAAAAUAAGUUGAAAGAGCUGGAAAAUAAGUUCAAAGAAUGCAAUGAAGAGAUUAAAGAAUUACAAUAUUUGAAAAAUGAGCUUAAUCAAACAAGUAUAUUGAGUGAGAAUCAUGAAAUAUUAUGUACUGAAUUGGCACAAGAAAAAUAUGAGCUGGAAAAUAAGUUGAAAGAAUGCAAUGACGAGAUUCAGAGAUUACAGAUGGCAGAUAUGCACACAGAAAUUGUAAAGCUAAAAAAUAAGCUUGAUUCUGCAGUUAAUGAGAAAAACGUGUUGAAUAAGAAACAUGAAGAAUUGUGCGCCAAACAUAGAAAUGAUAAAAACGAGUUGAGAAAAUGCAAUGAAGGGGCUAAGAAAUUGAAAGUAAAGAUGGUCGAGGAUCAGAAAUUUUGGGAUUCUAGUAGGGUGAGUUUAGAAGGAAAAAUUACAGAGCAGCAAAAUGAGAUUGAUGAAGCAAGAAAAUUGAGCAAGAAACAUGAAGAAUUGUGCACUGAGUUAAUGAAAGAAAAAAUUAAAAUGGAAAAAAAGAUUUGGAAAAAAGUUGCACAGUUACAAGAUGAGCUCAAUGAAACAAGAAACUUAUGGCAGAAACAUGAAAAUUUGAGCACAGAAUUAAGACAAGAAAAUAUUGAGCUGGGAAAUAAGUUAAAAGAGUCCAAUGAUGAGUCUAAAAAAUUGAAGGAAAAACUUAUUGAAGACCGUUGCUUGUGGAAUUUGUCUAAGGCAGAGUUAGAAGGCACAGUUGUAGGGCUGCAAAAUGAGCUCAAUGAAACAAGACUGAAGCAUGAAGAAUUCUGCAUUCAACUAACAGAUGAAAAGAAACAUUUGGAAGAAAAGUCGAAAGAGUUCGAUGAUGAAACUAAGGAAUUGAAGGCAAAAAUGACUGAACAUAGGUGCUUGUGGGAAUCAUCUAAGGCAGAGUUGGAAGGCACAGUUGCAGGGCUGCAAAAUGAGCUCAAUGAAACAAGACUGAAACAUGAUGAAUAUUACAUUCAUCUAGGACAUGAAAAAGAACACUUGGAAGAAAAGUUGAAAGGGUACGAGUAUAAGAAUAAAGAAUUGCAUUUAAAAAUGACUGAAAAUCCUCUUUUUGGAAUACUUAAAGAAAAGAUCGAAUUGGAAAAUAAGCUGAAAGAAUCAGUUAAUGAGGCUAAAGAAUUGAAGGAAAAAAUGGCUGAAGAUGGGUGCUUGUGGGAGAUUUGUAAGGGAGAAUUAGAAAACAAAGUUGCAAAAUCAGAGAAUGACGUUAAGGAAGCAAUAAUGUUGAGCCAGAAACAUGAAAAAUUGUGGUCUCAAUCAAGACAAGAAAACAACGAGUUUGAAAAAAGGAGAUAUGAGGAAUUGGCAAACAAGUUGAAAGAGUUUAAUGAUAUAAAUAAGGAAUUACAAAAUAAAAUUAUUGAAGAUGGAUUUCUGUUUGAUGCUUGUAAGAAUCAUGAAAAAAAGUGCACUGUACUGAGAGAAGAAAAGAGAAGCUUGCAGAAAAAACUUAAAGAAUGCGAUGAAAGGAUCAGAGAAUUAAAUGUAAAAUUUGGCUUGUCUGGUUGA